UAGAAGACAGAGAAUAGUUUAAAGAAAAUCCGAGGUCUUGUGAACGCAUCAGCAGAGAAGGGAAGUGCUGAAAAUCCAAGAUGGACGAGUCCUACUCGAACGUGAAACAAACACCGGAGAACCUCGACGACCCUCCCAAUAGCCGCCUGUUCCUGGUGACCAGCCGCACCGUCACCGAAGAUGAGCUUCGAGACCGCUUCUCCGUGUUUGGCGACAUUCAGGGCAUUUGGGUCGUUAAAGACAAGCAGACGAAGGAGUCUAAAGGCAUUUGUUACGUCAAGUUCGCCAAAUCGUCUCAGGCCUGCCGGGCAAUGGAAGAAAUGCACGGAAAGGUCCUUCUCGACGGGAAAAAACCACUCAAGGUUUUUAUCGCCCAGUCGCGGUCGUCCUCCAGCCACCGAGACGUGGAGGAUGAGGACCUGACCAGGAUCUUUGUCAUGAUCCCCAAAUCCUUCUCUGAGGAUGACCUGAAGAACACCUUUAAGGAAUAUGGUGACAUUGAAUAUUGCAUCAUUGUCAAGAACAAAGUGACAGGGGAGAGUAAAGGUUUGGGCUAUGUGAGGUACUACAGACCCUCGCAAGCAGCCCUGGCUAUUGAGAACUGUGACAAAUCUUACAGGGCCAUUCUGGCGGAACCUCGCACCAAAGCCGCAGCCACGGAAGACCCCAACAGCAGCAUGGGGACCAGGAGCGAAUACAUGGGCAGCGCCGACUCCAUGGCCUUGUUCCCUUACAACAUGGCUGCACCGGCUGAAUCCGUCAACUACCAAAUGAUGGACUACCACGGCGCCGACUUGAGCCACUGCCUGCUGGCGACGACCCGCGCCGCCCUCAGCCAGGAGCAAUUUUUUGCUCUGUUUGACAUCAUUCCGGGGAUGGAAUACUGCAAGCAACAGCGGGACGUUUAUGGGACAAGCAAAGGUCACGCUAUAGUCCGCUACAGCAACCUGGGAUCGGCAUUAUAUGCAAAGGACAAACUGAACGGAUUUGAAUAUCCACCAGGAAACAGACUGGUUGUUGACUUUAUGGAUGACGGAGAAGAUUGCAGCGGUUCAGUAGGUAGGAUGGCUAUGCAGUUUGUGGCCAUCCAGAUGUUGCCAUCAGUAUGGAAUGGACCCUCCAACAACCAAGCCGUCAAACAUCCUACCUCUUCUCACCCGGGAUUCAGUGGGCCUCCAGGCCCCCGGAUCCAAACAGACGUGAGCCUGCCACCCAUCAAGAAGCUGGCGCCCGCUGACAGCUUGUGCAAGGAGCGCUUGUUUGUGGUGUUCAGCCCAGCCCCCUUGCCCAUCGAUGUGCUGGAGAACGUUUAUGGCCGUUUUGGAUCCCUGAUAGAGGUCUUCUUGGUGGCAGGCAGGAAAGUUGGAUACGUGAAGUAUGCAGAAAAGCAGUGCGCAGAUGAUGCAAUGGCAGCGCUCCACGGUUGCGUGGUCAACGGCGUGAAGAUGAAGGUGAUGCUUGCCGAUCCUCCCAAGGAAGAAUCGCACAAAAGGCUUCGCACGUACUAGGAUGCCAGCACGUGCAAGGCGACUGACAAAACGACCCCUGACCUGACAGACCCGACAACCUACAUGGACGGAGACCCCUUGACCCGACCUUUGACAACUGUCUGACCUUAAACUUCUCCAUAGUUUGCCCUGACCUUUAAUGUGAUAUUUUAGUCAAGCUGUCCUUUGGUUUGAAUAUUUGUACAUUCCAAAAUCCGUUCACAUUUCAACAAAGACUCCACAAUAUUAUAUUUUGAUCUGUUUACAGAAAACAGUUGACUUAUAUAUAAAGUUAAAGUUGAUUUUAGCAUCUAACAUUUUUACUUUCCCUGAAGUACAGGUCUGCAACUUUAAAAGUUUUUUCUUUCUAAUGUGUUCUCAUUAUGGCUGCUUUCCAAGAAGAAAUAAAAAAAUAAGUGAAUUUAUCACUUGUGUGUGUUUCUUUUCCAUCAACUCUGCUUUCAAGGCUAAUGACCUAAUUUGAAGAGUGAAGUUCUAAUUGUUUUAUUCAGUCAAAAGGUUUUCGUGCAUCAUGUAACAAUGGUGAGUCACAGUACAGUAUGUUAUUCAUAUUCAUUAUUUUUGAACAAAUAAGUUUUAGACCAGGGGUAGCCAACUCCGGUCCUCG
Corythoichthys intestinalis (scribbled pipefish) is the source of this 2115-nucleotide messenger RNA. RefSeq names its product RNA-binding protein 45-like. Gene Ontology annotation, molecular function: RNA binding. The record is from RefSeq and is a predicted model, not a curated record. NCBI's taxonomy places the organism in Eukaryota, Metazoa, Chordata, Actinopteri, Syngnathiformes, Syngnathidae. The transcript is spliced from 10 exons. Bases 81 to 1508 code for a protein of 475 amino acids.